AUGUCGGGUCCCGGGCCGCGGGAGCCGCCGCCUGAGGCGGGCGCGGCGGGCCCCGAGGGCGCCGGCGGCGGUGGCGGCGGCGGGGACGCGGCGCUGAGCGAGCCGGGGCUGAGCUUCGCGACCGCCGACCUGAGCCUGGUGGAGAUGACGGAAGUGGAGUACACGCAGCUGCAGCACAUCCUCUACUCGCACAUGGAGGCAGCUGCCGACGGCGAGCUCGAGGCGCGGCUGGGCUCGGCGCUGCUGGCGGCGGGCGGCGGGCUGCCGGGCGCGCCGCCCGUGUACCCGGUGUUGUGCCCGCCCGCGCUGGCGGCCGACGCGCCCUGCCUGGGCCACGUCGACCUGCAGGAGCUGCGCAUGAUGCUGCUGGGCGAGACGGGCGCGCCGGGCCCCGCCGCUGCGGACAGGACGUCGGGCGGCGCCGACGGGGCGCGGGCGCGGGCCGAGGCCGCCCGGGAGGGCACGGGCGCCGCGGGGCCCGAGGGCGCGCCAGAGCCCAGCCGCGCCAAGCCGGCCGCGCGCGUCCGCCUGGAGGACCGCUUCAACAGCGCGGCCGCCGAGCCGCCCGCGCCGCGCGGCCCCGAGCCCGCCGAGUCCGGCGCAGCGCUCAGCAAUUUGGUAACUCUUAUUCGACAUCCAUCUGAGCUGAUGAACGUUCCUCUUCCUCAGCAACAGAACAAAUGCACGACGUUAGUGAAAAAUAAAACUGCCGCCACAGCGACUGCCUUGCAGCUAACGUACCCUCUGUUUACAGCCAACGCGUGCCCUGCUGCUGGGAAUUCUGCUCUGUCACAGACACAGAGUUCUAGUAACUCAUGUUCUGCACUUGAAGCUGCCAAGCACCAGGAUAUUGGAUUGCCUAGAACAUUUUCUUUCUGUUAUCAGCAAGAGAUUGAAUCCACUAAACAGACUUUAGGUGGUAGAAACAAAGCUUUGCCUGAGCAGGUUUGGAUUAAAGUGGGAGAAGAAGCGCUAUGUAAACAAGCAAUAAAUAAGAGGAAUCGGAGCAGAAUACGCCAGCUGGACACAAGUGUGGAACGGAGAGCCCUUGGAGAGAUUCAGAAUGUGAGCGAAGCUUCCACAGCCGCACAGGGCACUUGGCAGGCUGCAGAGUCCUCGCAGGCAAACCUGGGGGAGCAGACCCAGAGUGUGCCCCAGGGAGGACGGUCGCAGCGUAGGGAGAGGCAUAACCGAAUGGAAAGAGAUAGAAGGCGCAGAAUCCGCAUUUGCUGUGACGAGUUGAAUCUCUUAGUCCCGUUCUGCAAUGCUGAGACUGAUAAGGCGACAACUCUUCAGUGGACCACAGCGUUCCUAAAAUAUAUUCAGGAAAGACAUGGAGAUUCUCUCAAGAAGGAAUUUGAAAGUGUAUUUUGCGGUAAAACUGGCAGAAGGCUAAAGCUGACCAGACCAGACUCCUUGGUGACCUGUCCUGCACAGGGCAGUCUACAGAGUAGCCCCACGAUGGAGAUCAAGUGA
This is a messenger RNA of Cynocephalus volans (Philippine flying lemur), 1476 nucleotides long. RefSeq names its product transcription factor like 5 (gene TCFL5). Bases 1 to 1476 code for a protein of 491 amino acids. Gene Ontology annotation, biological process: regulation of DNA-templated transcription; spermatogenesis. Gene Ontology annotation, molecular function: RNA polymerase II cis-regulatory region sequence-specific DNA binding; protein dimerization activity; DNA-binding transcription factor activity, RNA polymerase II-specific. NCBI's taxonomy places the organism in Eukaryota, Metazoa, Chordata, Mammalia, Dermoptera, Cynocephalidae. Gene Ontology annotation, cellular component: nucleus. The transcript is spliced from 6 exons. The record is from RefSeq and is a predicted model, not a curated record.